AUUAUUUCCUUUUUUCCUAUAUCAGAAUGUCAGAAUUACGGAAGUCUUAACAACGGUCACAGAAAGAUUACGUACAUUUUUUUCCACGGUUGUGACAGUGGACUCGGACCAAGUUGGUAUCGUUUCGAGGGAUCCGCCGGUACAAGAAUGCCAACUUCAUGUCCACCGCAAAACAGAUGUGGCACAAGUGCAACCGGCUGGAUGAAUGGUGGACACCCUACAGUAGCAGAUGGUCAGGUCAACAGGACGGUGUGUUUUCACUGGGGUAGCUGCUGUAAUUGGUCAACAAACAUCAAAGUGAGAAAUUGUGGUUCAUAUUAUGUGUACUAUCUUAAUGGUACACCUGGGUGCGAUCUCCGUUAUUGUGGCACUAACUAA
Messenger RNA from Porites evermanni, 378 nucleotides. Lineage: Eukaryota; Metazoa; Cnidaria; Anthozoa; Scleractinia; Poritidae. The record is from the annotation of a GenBank genome assembly.